Molecule: messenger RNA, 2849 nt
Organism: Phasianus colchicus (ring-necked pheasant)
Lineage: Eukaryota; Metazoa; Chordata; Aves; Galliformes; Phasianidae
Gene: MRPL14
Product: mitochondrial ribosomal protein L14
Biological process (GO): translation
Cellular component (GO): mitochondrion; ribosome
Molecular function (GO): structural constituent of ribosome
Source: RefSeq, a predicted model, not a curated record
ACCACAUGAUCAUCGUGAUCCUUUUCAACCCAGGCCAUUCUAUGAUUCUCUGAUACACUGGGAACAAUCCAUUGUUAUUUUAGUAUAGCACUGUGAAUAUGAGCGUAUGUAAUUUAUUAGUGUGCUUGGAUACUGGAACAGAUGUAAGUACCUUAGAGCUGGGACUUCUGGAUAUUUAAAAUAACUAAAGUAAGUUUUCCAUUAAAGCUCUUUUUAUCUGCUUUUCCUGAUUGUGCAGAUGAGCUUAGCGUGUUUCACUGGAGAGCUGUUAGCAGAUGUACCUGCAAUGAGUUGCUGUUGGUAAUUUGGAUCGAUAAAUAUUAAUAGCUAAUCCUACUCAUAAAUGGAACUUAUGAAGACUUAAUUCCUCUUUGUGAAUUUGGCCUUUCUGCCUGUCAUUAGUACAAAACCAAUUAUGUCUUGGUAAUGGGUAUCUUGUGUAUUUUUAACGUACCCAAGCCCUUAAUCACAUUGCUUCCUUUACGAGGAUGGCCAUGAAUGGAUCGACCCCACAACUCUCUGCUGCCUCUUGCAGCACACCCUGGCAGGCAUUCCAUAAAUAAACCCAUAGUGCCCAAGUAGGGGUUUGGGUAUUUGCAUUGCACGUAUUGUUUUGGAUUUAUUUCCUGUAUUUUAAUGAUGGAUGACAGAUGCAGGUCAAAUCUUCGUGGUGCCCAGAGCAUGUCUUUUUUCAUCUCAUAGAAUGCUGGCUCCCACUGUUUGACAGUUCAGAUCAUUUUGUAUUUUGACAGCAGCUUUUGGCCUCAGGACUUGCUUUGCACAUCCGUUGAUUCUCCCUGUGGCCUGUUUGUGUGGGUGAGUUACCAGCUGAAAUAGAAAUAACUGAAUGAUUGUGGAACUACAGGUCUUCAGGGGGAACAGGGAGCAAAUGUCAUUUCCGACUUAUCAUUAAAAAGGAAAGCCGUACUGGAUUGCUAGUUAAUAGCACUAUUUAAAAUUACUUCUACUCUAGGAUGCAGGCAAAGUAAGAAUGACAUCUUGACUCGGUUUUAGGCUUCGCACCACUGAUUAAAAGCUUGGUCAGAGCUGUUUCACUGUUCCAUUGAGUGUUCAGACAGAGAUGUUUUUAGUGCUCCCAUGACUGUAUUAGUAGAGCAGAUUCAUACUGAGUGUUGUGAAAUGCGUUUGUAUUUUUUGCUGAAAUGGAAGAGAUUCUUCUCUCGUCAGAAUCUCUCGAGCUGCUCUCCCAGUGUAAGUGAAGGGAAAUGUGCCAGUGUUCUGCCACAUCUUGCUCUAGCGUUCAUGCAAUCAGGCUACAAACGGUACUGAUUGACAAGAAUGCUGGAGCCAGCAUAAGGGAGCUGAUGCAAAUGUGUGGUGUGGGAACACGGGACUCCUUUGUUAGUACUGUGUGCCCUGACGUGGGCUUAAAGCAUGUAUGUAAUUCUGCCUUCCUUAUCUGGAGGAUGUCCUUGCUUCAUAUCAGCUCCCUGGGGUGGUCUACUCGUGUGUUUGCAUGUGUUUUAUGAAACUCGUAUGUAGCCUACUUCUGUUAUCUGGGAUAAAAUUUUCCAGAAUUCCUCCAUUCAAAAAGCACUUUAGCCUGUGGUAAAUAUAAAUCACUUCUUUAACCUUCUGGGAAGGUGGUGAAAGUAGUAGCUGUAAUAUGGCACUUGAAAAUGGUGCGGUGGUUAAAUAACUCCCAGAAGUGUGAAACUAAUGACGAGCCCCUUUGUGGUAUGAUUUUUGAACUUGAUGUCAGCCUGUUGCACUGGACGUGGUAAUGCUGAAGGGUCCUUGAGAUGAGAAGGGAGUGUUUGCCAUAGCGAGUUAUUGCGUGUUGAGACUGACUCAGUGAAGAAGAAAUUGUGUCACCCCAGUGAGUAUUUGAUUAGCAGACUCCUCCCCCUUUUCAGAAUCUGAACUCAGUCUGAAUUCUGUGAAUUUUUAACUGAUUUGUGGAGCAGGAAGAAGCUGAGUGCCUCUAAGAUUUGGAUUUCAAGAACUUGAGUCUCUCCAGCCCUGUGAUAGAGCCACUGCUAGAACUGAGGUGCUUUUUAAUACUACUCUUGCCUACUGUGAACAACUUUGAAGUUAAUCCUCCUUGAGCUGGAAGUUGGACUAGAUGACCUCCAAAAGUCUCCUCCAAGGGCAGCUUACCAGAAUCCAGAUGGCUCUCUUGCACAGGCGAUUGGGAUUUUCCUUAACCCAUCUGAGCAACACAGUCAUCCAGCGACACCUCAGUGUCAGUGGAGCAUGCCGAGCAAUACAGAAACUUACUCGCGUGCGAGUGGUGGACAACAGUGCCUUGGGAAACGCGCCAUACCACCGGCCACCAAAGUGUAUCCACGUGUAUAACAAGACUGGAGUUGGCAAAGUAGGAGAUAAGAUCCUUCUGGCUAUCAAAGGAGAAAAGAAGAAGGCUUUGAUUGUAGGACACAAGAUGCCUGGUCCUCACAUGACACCUAGGUUUGAUUCUAACAAUGUGGUGCUCAUAGAAGACAACGGAAAUCCGUUAGGAACGAGAAUAAAGACACCCAUACCUUAUAUCCUGCGGCGGAGAGAAGGAGAGUUCUCCAAAGUUUUGGCCAUUGCCCGCAACUUUGUAUGAGAGCUAAGAAAGAUUUCUGGCAAUCCUGUUCAUACCCUUUCCUACAGUACCCACUCCUUGGUCCUUUUCUAGAAAAAGGUGAAACACGCAGAAGUUGAGGUUAAUUAAGAGUCUCUUUUCCUGCUUAUGAAAUACAAACAGCUAAUUUAAGUACUGAAAUGCCUUGCUUUUCUCCAGAAGAGACAACAGCAUGUUUGGGAAGUGGUCCUAUACUCAAACUGCUCUGCUGGUGUUACUUUGGUUUCCAGUUAUUAAAGUAAGAAGAUGAAAAUCCUUA